This is a messenger RNA of Spodoptera exigua (beet armyworm), 1197 nucleotides long. Lineage: Eukaryota; Metazoa; Arthropoda; Insecta; Lepidoptera; Noctuidae. The record is from the annotation of a GenBank genome assembly.
AUGACCGUAACCAGCAAGAUGAACAGUGUCUCCCGCCAGUCGGUGCUGAGUCGCCUCGGCCCUGGCGGACUACUCUACGCUGCCAAUAAGAUUUUAGCGGUCGCAGUGCCUGGUAAAGAGGAGGAACGCUGGCGCAGCAAAGAUGAAGGUGCGCUGUUCAAACGUUGGCGGCGCACCCCGUCCACUGUUGAAGCACCCGCCUCCACUCCGGCACCCGCUACACCCACCCCUCAACCCUCGGAGCUACUCAAAUUCUUAGCUAUUAAUGCUUUAGAAUUAUCAGCACCCGCAUCUGAUGCGUUGCUGAAAUCUCGCUCUUCGGAAUGGUUCCAGUUAGCUGGCCACCCCGGCUCCCUGGCACCCGCAGGCCCGGGCACCGUAUGGAAGCGUCGUGCUGCCGGGGACCACCCCGCGCACAACCCCGAGCGGGACGCGUAUGAAGCGCUCGCUGCCUGCCCCCACAUGCGCUCUGCUAUCCCGCGCUACUACCGUGAAUUGGAAUAUGGCGGUGAACGUUUCAUUGAACUGCAAGACUUGCUGCACGGCUUCAGAGAUCCCCAUGUUAUGGAUGUCAAAAUGGGCACCCGCACUUUCCUCGAAGAUGAAGUAAGCAACGCUCGUGCUCGUACGGACCUGUACGAGAAGAUGGUGCGUUUGGACCCCAAAGCUCCCACCGAAGCAGAGCACGCCGCACGCGCCGUAACUAAACUACGUUACAUGCAGUUCCGUGAACAGCGAUCCUCGUCCGCCGAGCAAGGCUUCAGGAUCGAAGCUGUGAAGGUCCCAGGAGAGCCACCCCUCACUGACUUGCAAAAAAUUCGCGAACCUCAUCAAAUCGCUAACACCGUUGCAAGGUUCCUAGGCAACAAUGAAAAGGCGCGUCGUGCCAUCAUCACUCGCCUUCGUGAAAUCAGAGAUCUUUUCGAAAAUUCAGAUUUCUUCAAAACUCAUGAAAUCGUCGGUAGCAGUAUAUUCAUCAUUUACGAUGAUGAACGUGUUGGUGCCUGGCUGAUCGACUUUGCUAAGACUAGGAGUGUACCGGAAGGUCUACAGGUAGACCAUCGUGCAGAGUGGCAACAAGGAAACCACGAAGAAGGUUUUCUUUAUGGCUUGGAUAGACUCAUAGACACUAUAGAAAGAGCAAAACUUCCGACGCCGGGCGAUGAAGCGGCGACGGAACCGGAUGUAUCACGUUGA